Messenger RNA from Pichia membranifaciens NRRL Y-2026, 336 nucleotides. RefSeq lists its product as hypothetical. Gene Ontology annotation, cellular component: ribosome; cytosolic large ribosomal subunit. Gene Ontology annotation, biological process: translation; protein-RNA complex assembly. Gene Ontology annotation, molecular function: structural constituent of ribosome. Lineage: Eukaryota; Fungi; Ascomycota; Pichiomycetes; Pichiales; Pichiaceae. The record is from RefSeq and is a predicted model, not a curated record. Bases 100 to 336 code for a protein of 78 amino acids. The transcript has 2 exons.
UUUUCACAGAGAUAUUGCAGGAUGUAUUAACGAAAGAGACAGUUAAAGGUCAUACGAAAAGGAAAAAGUAGAAGGGUAACCGAAUACACACAUAUCAAAAUGGCUAGAGAAAUCACUGACAUCAAGCAAUUCGUCGAAUUAGCAAGAAGAUCUGACGUUAAGACCGCUACCAUCAAGUCACACACCAUCGUCAAGUCUAACGGUAAGAAGGUCAACCAAACCAAGUUCAAGGUCAGAGGUACCAAGAACUUGUACACCUUGAUCGUUAACGACGAAGGUAAGGCCAAGAAGCUUGUCCAAGCUUUGCCACCAACCCUUAAGGUCACUCAAAUCUAA